GUCCUUCCCUCAGUGCAGAACUUCACAUCACCAUCACUUCUUCUUCUUCUUCUUCUUCUUCUUCUUCAGCUGCUGUGAGACACCGCAGAGAGAACAUGGGACUUUAAAACUGCAGCAUGAAGAAACACUUGUAGCUUCAUUACUUGUCUUGUCAUAAGUCUGCGCGCGUGGUUCUCCGUGGAACAAAUUCACGCCUUUGCACUGGAUGCUGAGAUAAUGCGCACAAAGUGACGGGGCUCCUCAUCUCUUCUACGGUCCUCAACGAGUUUAUACAACGCCAUGAAAGACGACUUUGCAGACGAGGAGGAAGUACAGUCGUUUGGAUACAAGAGGUUCGGCAUCCAGGAGGGCACCCAGUGCACUAAAUGCAAGAAUGAAUGGGCAUUAAAGACCUCCAUAGCUCUGCUCUAUGUGCUGUGUACUCUCCUCACCAUCGCUGUCGCUGUGCUUGGAUACAAAGUAGUGCAAAGAGUUGACAAUGUGUCUGAAGGCAUCGCAAAGUAUGGAGGAAAGAUAGUUGCUGUUGAGACGGAUUUGAAAAAGCUUGAUGAUCAAACGGGAGAGAAGUCGGAGAAUACCACCACAGAGAUCCAGAUGUUCAAGAACAACAUCUGGACUCUCCAGCGGCAGCUGUCUGCAGUGGAGGAACACAUCCGCAGUGAUCAAGUUAAGCUGAGUCAGCUGCAGAACAUUGGCUCGGACAUUCAGAGCAGCCAGGGCUCCUUUCUGGGAGUGCUGCAGACUAACACAGCCACCUUGCGCUCUGUAAACGGUACCCUGCAGUCUUACGGCAGCGUCAUCCAGGGUCUUCAGGAAGACACUGUCAGGCUGCAAAAAGAACUCCAGCAGCAGAUGAGGCUCCAGAAUCAGGCACUACUUAGCAUCGGCAGCUUAAACCUCACCCAGGCCCAGCAGAGAGGCCUCAUUGCUGCUCUGCAGCGUUCAGUGGAUGACACCAGCCAGGCCAUCCAGAAAAUGCGCAAUGACUUUCAAAACCUUGAGCAGUCAACGCGACAGACACGCUCUGACACGGAGUGGCUUCGAGGUAAAGUGGAAAACUUGCAAAUCUUGGCUAGUAAUGCCUCAGCUCUCUCCAAGGCUAACAAUGACAGCCUUGAGGAUGUGGGAUCCCAGCUCACCUUUAUGGCCAACCAGCUCCAAAACACUAGCAACCUGGCUGAUGCUCAUGACCAAACCUUGAAGGAGAUCAUGGAUCAGCAGAGGGACUUCCGCAACCUCACGUCCACCAAGUUUGACCGGCUGGAGGUGCGGCUAGAUGAGUCGGAGCAGAGUAUGGAUCGUGUGACUGGCAACAUCAGUUUCACCACACAGCUUCUGGGUGCCAUUAACCUGAACCUGAACGGGUUACGCACUUGUUCUGAGACCGUCGGCCGUCACUCGGACUUCUUGUUAAACCUCAACAACAGCAUGACAGAUGUAAGGACAGAUGCAGCUGGUCUGAGGUCCCAGCAGGAGGAGCUGUCAGCACGUCUGGACAAGGAGGUCACGAACCUCUCUAUUGUCAUGGAGGAGAUGAAACUGGUGGACACCAAGCACUCGCAGCUCAUAACCAACUUCACUAUUUUACAGGGACCCCCUGGUCCUAGAGGCCCGAGAGGGGACAGAGGAUCACAAGGACAACCUGGUAAUUCUGGCCAAAAGGGAGAGAAAGGUGAAAAGGGUGCCCCAGGAAUUCGAGGACCUAAAGGAGAGCAGGGUAUCCCAGGACCACCAGGUCUGCCAGGGUUAAGAGGUCUACCGGGUGCACCUGGCAACCCUGGAUCCAAAGGCUCCCGAGGGUCAGGAGGCAGAGCUGGACCUUCUGGAGCUAAAGGAGAGCCUGGUACUGCUGGUUUGCCUGGAAGAGAUGGACAGCCUGGUCCUCAGGGGGCACAGGGUCCACCAGGUAUCAGAGGCUCAGUGGGACCAGCUGGGGAGCAGGGGCCAAGGGGUUUGCCAGGACCAGUGGGGCCUCCAGGGCCACCAGGAACACCAGGACAACCAGGACAACCAGGAAUCCCAGUAAGGGCCUCAGUAAUGUCUUUGGGUCCUGUGCCCCUGCAAGAUCAAGCAGUAGCUCCAACACUUUGGGCCCCUGGAUGCCCUGCCGAGUGGGAGAACUACAGAGACAAAUGCUACUUCUUCUCCAAAGACUUGCACAGUUUUGACGACGCUCAAGCGACGUGCGAGUCAAAGUCUGCGUCAUUGUUGAUCAUCAGUGACAUGGAGGAACAGGAAUGGCUUCAGAAGCAGACAUUUAAGGGUUACUUCUGGAUGGGUCUGACUGACAGGGAGGAGGAGAAUGUGUGGCGCUGGCUGGAUGGGACUCAACCUGCCUUCACGAAGUGGAAGCCGGGUCAGCCUGAUAACUGGGGCCAUGAGCAUGAAAAAGGAGAAGACUGUGCCGGUCUCAUCCAUAACGGGUUGUGGAAUGAUUUUCUCUGUGAAGAUCUCAUAAGCUACAUCUGCGAGAAGCAAAUGGAUAACUUAAGAUCACCUGGAUCGUAGCAAUGUCUUGAGCUCCAGCUUGCAGUUGAGCAGCUAGACUUCGCCCCUGUGGUACUGGUCCACUGACAGAGCACAUGAAGAGUCCACACGGGGAGAGCAAAAGGGACAAAAUUGAAAUAAGCCCAGAGCUGCAUCCGCAAACGUCUCUCCAUUGCAGAAGAGAUGACCUUUCUCCUCCAAAGUGAAGCCAGUUCACCUUUUACCAGCACGUGCAAUACAGCAGGGCAACCGCGGACGUAUGAGGAGUAUGAGUUACAUUUUAUGGUUAUUUGAAAUACAUUCUAUAAAACCGUAUACUGUGUGCAUCUGCAUAUCUGAAUGUAUAUAUCAUUAUGCAACUUUUGUAGGGAAAACAAAUUCUAUGAAGCCAAAUGGACUUAUUGUAGUACUUUUUAUAUCAUACAAUAAUCUGAGGAUGUUUUUUAAUAAAAGAAAAGGUACAAAAUGAUGCACAAAAACAUGUUGCUGAUAUGCUAUCUUUGUGGAGCUGUUACCUAACCUUGUGAAAAUCUUUAUAUAAUUUCCAUUUAUUUGAAUAGGAAUACGUACAAAUAAUUACACCAUGAAAUAU
Messenger RNA from Solea solea (common sole), 3079 nucleotides. Its product is annotated as collectin-12-like. NCBI's taxonomy places the organism in Eukaryota, Metazoa, Chordata, Actinopteri, Pleuronectiformes, Soleidae. Bases 280 to 2508 code for a protein of 742 amino acids. The transcript has 10 exons. The record is from RefSeq and is a predicted model, not a curated record.